AUGAAGGCCUCAACCGUCCUCGGCUUCGUCGCCGCUUUCGGCACCGCCCUGGCCGCGCCCUCCGGCAUGGCCAAGCGCGAGCCCUUGGUCGACGUGGGCACCAUCCCCGUCCUCCAGCCGCUGCUCGGCCUCGUCGCCGACAUCCAGAUCUCCGUGGUCAUCAUCACCACCGAGGUCGCCAACCUAGGCAACAUCGGAUCCACGCUGGACGGCGCCGCCGAGCAGGUCGAUGCCGCCGUGCCCAAGAUCAAGACGCAGCUGGACCUGAUCGACUCGUCGCUCAAGAAGUUGCCCGAGAUCAAAGCCAGCGGCUCCGUCGGCGUCGAAGGAGCCGCCGUGGCCCUCGACGUCUACGCGCAGCUGUUCGAGUCCAUCUCUACUGCUAUGGGUGCCGUCAGUGGCCUCGAUGGUGAGUAG
Molecule: messenger RNA, 417 nt
Organism: Gaeumannomyces tritici R3-111a-1
Lineage: Eukaryota; Fungi; Ascomycota; Sordariomycetes; Magnaporthales; Magnaporthaceae
Exons: 2
Coding region: 1-417 (138 amino acids)
Source: RefSeq, a predicted model, not a curated record